AGGCAAGCCAUCUUGACUCCUCCUCAUGAAUUAUAUAUCAAGCCAACGUUUGCGUAGGAGGUCGGUCGACGUUCAUUGCAUAUUCGAGCAGUGUAUUUCUGACCAAGCGGGAGGCACAGUCACGUCUCCGCCCUGAUAUGUCCCUACGCGCCCUGCCUCCUCCUUUCCCAGCGACUUUAAUCGGUUAAAAAUGUUCCCUCGGAGCGACGGAGGAAGGCGAGGGUUGAAUGACUACCAGCGGAACAAGUGAGCAAAACCGCCCCUUUGAUGGGAAUCUACUCCGGGUUUUAAAUGUAGACGCGGUCGGUGGAACCAAGUGCGCACCGUUAUUUAUUCCAGGAGGGGCACUUUUCAUUGGCAGAGAUGGAAAGUGUGCAGGCUACAGCUGACGAUGGCGACAAGUUAACGAAGAAGCCCAGCGGAGUGUCCAGUCGCCGCCGGACUCCAGCCGACGACGGCGGAGGACAUCUAGCUCCCUCCCCCGUAGAUGCGAAGAAUGGGAACGGUCUUUCCCACGCCGCCCCCUCAACCAGAAUCGCGGUGCUUAACGGUCGAGGAUUAUCCGGCAACUCCGGCUCCCUGCUGCUAAGACGCAGGCGCUUGAAGAGGAACCUCAGCGCCGCUACAGCUGCGUCCAGCAGCGCCGCCUCCUCCUCGGCUGUCACGGCCACCGCCUGCUGUGGUGCCAAGAUGAGCUCGGCCCUGUCCUCUGCGUCUCUGCACACACGGAGUCUGGACCGCAAGACUCUCCUCAAGCACCGGCAGAACAUGCAGCUACAACUGGCUGAUCGCGAGUGGGUUCGAGCCGAUCUCCACCGAGGCGCCAUCCACGUCUACGACAGACUGACGUCCUCGUAUCCGAGGCCGGUCCUCUGCACCGUGGACACCACAGCCGGCGAGGUCGCCCUUCGCCUGAACAAACUCUGCGGCAAGUCGAGCUCUGUUAUGCGCAUUUUUAGCAAAGACAGCCCCAAGCUGGACCAAAAUGGCAACUGCAGCGUCAAGUAUGAGUACAGUUACAAUCUGUGCAAGGUCAACGAAGACCCCACUAUGAAAUACGACCACUUGUCCGGCCUUGUAGCCACAGAUUUAGGAAGUCACGCGAGUGACAAGAUGAGACUGCUGCUCAUGACGAAUGCAGAUGAGAGGCAAAAGCAACAGGAUGGAAAACUUUUCACCCCAGAGUCAGAGUCCCAAGACAACAUAACUUGCUCACUGUCUGAUUUAAAUUUAAACUCCAACAUGGAUACCCCUAAUGAUGAAUCCGAGCACAGGAAUGGAGUGGACAGCUACGGGCUCAAUUCUGGCUCAGAUGUGGAGAGCAGCACGUUUGAUGACCUGAGCUCAGGGGCCCGACUCAGCGAGCACAGGGACUCCCUCAGUGAUGACAUGAUCCUGGGGACGGAUGCGUCCAUCCUCAGCCCUUCGUUCGACAGUGCCACAGAGGGCAACGAUAUGUACGGCAGUUCUUCAGACGAGCUGGAGCUGGACUGCCCUGCGUCGAGUACGAGCCUGGAUCCCAUCAACCAGCUCCACAGCAAUGGUGCCAGCUACAAGCAGUGUGGCACAGUCUGUCGAAAUGAUGUGACAAACGGCCUUCCGACGAGCAGCAGUGCAGGCUCUUUGUCGAGGGAUAGUGCUAGAUGUAAUACACCUGACAUCCAGGAUCCAGACUGCGGUAUUGACAAGUCAGCGCUGACCUCUGACCGGGAUGGAAGUUCCUGCGACGAGUCCAUCCCCACACUGUAUGUUCAGCUGCAUGGCGUAGCAGUCAGGAGGCUUAGCCCAGAUGAGAGGCCCCUGCAGAUCCAGAAUGACUUUCUCUUUAAGCUUGGAUUUAAGGACCCUUGGAGAGUUCAAGAGGAAGGGCUUAACACAGAAAUGGGCUCCCUGUUACGUUUCUAUGCAGGGAAGCCCCAAAACAUUGAGAGCUUGGAGCGGGUCCAGCUGUCAGGGACGUACAAUGUCCGCAAAGGGAAGCUUCAGCUGCCAGUCAACCGCUGGACCAGACGGCAGGUUAUCCUUUGCGGCACCUGCCUCAUCGUCUCCUCUGUCAAAGAGAGCCAGACAGGGAAGAUGCACAUCCUGCCACUCAUAGGAGGGAAAGUGGAGGAAGUGAAGAAGCACAAUCACUGCUUGGCCUUCAGCUCUGCCGGGCCUCAGAGUCAGACCUAUUAUGUCAGCUUCGACAGCUUCACGGAGCACCUCCGCUGGCACAGACACGCUGCUAAGAUGGUGUCGCAGAGGAUCAACUCGGUCGAUCUGUCCUGCUGCAGCUUGGAGCAGCUUCCCCCCAACCUCUUCUACAGCCACGACCUCACCCAUCUGAACCUCAAACACAACUUUCUGCCCGCUGACCAGUGGCUGCAGCAGCUGCAAAGGUUCUCUCGUCUGCGGAGCCUCAACCUGUCCAACAACCACCUCGGCCAGUUCCCACUGGCCAUCUGUGACAUCCCCACGCUAACGGAGGUCAACCUCAGCUGUAAUUACUUGCCCUGUGUCCCCAUCGCUGUUGGAGCCAUGACCAAUUUGCAGACAUUCCUGCUAGACGGCAACAGCCUGAGCGAGCUUCCCGACGAGCUGGGUUCCCUGCAGAGGCUGUCUUACUUGGGACUCUCCUUCAACCAGUUCAUCCUCAUACCACAGGUGCUGGAGCGGCUGGUUUCCAUGGAGAAGCUGUGCAUGGCCGGCAAUAACCUGGAAACGCUCACCUUGCAGAACUUCCGGCUGCUCCGCGUCAAACACGUGGAUCUCAGGCUGAAUAAGAUCUCCAACAUGAUUCCGGAUGAACCCGACCUACUGAGGCACGUGACCCAGCUGGACGUGAGGGACAAUCGGCUGACGCAUUUGGAUGCCUCGGUGUUCCCCAGACUGGAGGUGCUUCACUGCGAGCGGAACCAAAUCACAAGCCUCAAGGUCAAGGGCUGCCUGCUGAAAGGCAUCUAUGCCUCCAACAAUGAGCUGCAAAGCCUGGAUGUCAGCCCCAUGCCCUCCAAUCUUAGUUACAUGGACAUCUCACGGAACCACAUGGAGUCUUUGCCAGACUGGCUGUGUGAAGCAAAGAAACUGGAAGUUCUGGAUGCCAGCCACAACCUCAUCAGCGAGCUCCCGGCGCGGUUAUUAUGCAGCAGCAGUCUGAGGAAGCUGAGUGUGGGACACAACCAGUUGCAGAAGCUGCCUGAAAGGGUGGAGCGCCCUCUGCUGGAGGUUCUCGACGUGCAUCAUAAUCAACUGGUGGAGCUUCCCUGCAACCUGUUCCUCAAAUCUGUCAGCUUACGAUGUGUAAAUGCUUCAGCCAACAAGCUGGAGCAUCUGCCCCCCUCCACCCUGUCGGAGGAGAGCCACAGCAUCCUGCAGGAGCUCUACCUGACCAAUAACCGGCUGACAGACAAGUGCGUCCCCAUGCUGACGGGCCAUUCGCACCUUCGGGUUUUGCACAUGGCUUACAACCACCUCCAGACCUUCCCUGCCAGCAAAAUGGCCAAGCUGGAAGAACUGGAGGAAGUGGACCUGAGCGGGAACACGCUGAAAACCGUGCCCACCACCAUCAUGAACUGCAGACGUAUGCACACACUAAUCGCCCACUCCAACGCCAUUGAGGUCUUCCCUGAGGUCAUGCAGUUAUUGGAAAUGAAAUGUGUGGAUCUGAGCUGCAACGAGUUGAGCGAGAUCACGCUGCCUGAGAAUCUGCCUCCCAAGCUCCAAGAACUGGACCUUACUGGAAACCCGCGUCUCAACCUGGACCACAAGACCCUGGAGCAACUCAAUAAUAUCCGCUGCUUUCGUAUUGAUCCGCCCCUGACCUUUUCAUCGAACGAAGCACCUGGUGGGCCCGCUGUGUGGAGUCAUGGUUACACGGAGGCCUCGGGCGUCAAGAACAAACUGUGUGUCGCCGCGCUUUCAGUGAACAGGUUCUGCGGGAGCCGCGAGGCUCUGUACGGCGUGUUUGACGGCGACAGGAACGUGGAAGUGCCCUGCCUUCUGCAAUGCACCAUGAACGACAUCCUGGCGGAGGAGCUCCACAAGACCAAAAGCGAGGAGGACUACAUGACCAACACGUUCCUUGUCAUGCAAAGGAAGCUGGGAACCGCAGGCCAGAAGCUCGGCGGCUCGGCUGCUCUGUGUCACAUCCGACAUGACCCUACUGACCCCAGCGGCUGCUUCGUCCUGACAGCUGCCAACGUGGGCAAGUGUCAGGCCAUCCUCUGUCGGAACGGCAAGCCCUUGUCCCUGUCGCUGCUUCACAACGUCAGCCUGGACGAGGAAUACCGAAGGAUCAGGCAGCACAGAGCUAUCAUCACAGAGGACAACAAGGUCAACGGCGUAACAGAUUCAACACGCAUCAUGGGCUACUCUUUUCUCUAUCCAUCCGUCAUCCCAUCUCCGUACGUGCAGACAGUCACGCUCACGCCCCAAGAUGAGUUCUUCAUCCUGGGUAGCCGUGGUUUGUGGGAUGCAGUGUCUCCUACCGAGGCCGUGGAAGCAGUCCGUAAUGUACCUGACGCCCUGGCCGCCGCAAAAAAGCUGUGCACACUGGCACAAGGUUAUGGCUGCACCGACAGCCUCAGCGCCGUGGUGGUCCAGCUCAGCGUGAGCGAAGACUGCUGUUCCUGUUGCUGUUCAGAGCCACCUCAGCCACCGCCCAGCCCCAGCCUGGGCCCUUACCCUCCAUCGUCAUCCUCCGGGAUCAAAGAAAGGCCGUCGGACGGCUCCCUUCCUGUACCACCAUCGUCCUGCAGUGAAAUCAGCAGUGAGAUCAGCACCAGCGAGAUGAGCAGCGAGGUGGGCUCCACCGCCUCGUCUGAUGAGCCCCCACAGAGCUCCCUGGUGCUGCUGCACGACCAGCCCCACCAUCCUCACCUUCACAUGCACCAUCAGGCCCACCCUAUGACCCUGCAGCACCAGCAGCAGGCCCAUACCGUCGCACAGCCCUGUCAGUAUCUGUUCACUGGCCCCGACCUGCCUUCAGCACGCAACUGCUGCACGCUCCACCCGGCCUGCUUGGCAAGCUCCUUCCAACGCCAGCUGUCGAGCGCCACCUUCUCCAGCGCCCUCUCAGACAACGGGCUGGACAGCGAGGACGAGGAGCCCAUCGCAGGCGUUUUCUCCAACGGUAGCCGUGUAGAGGUGGAGGCGGAUGUUCAUUGCCUCAAGCAAGAGUGCUCCCUAAUGCCACAAGCCAGUCAGGAGCGCGGCCUUCGUUCUCUGCCACCACCACCUCCGCCGCCAUGCACCCCUGAGCCCCUGGAAGAAGGGGUGGACAUGAGCAUCGGGGGCGUUGAGAACGGGCUGGAGAGGGAUGAGUCUUGGCAAGGGGCAGGUGACACAUCAAAGGCGGGAUCUGGAAAGAGGAGGGUUAACGGUUCUGUGGCCCGCCAGGAGAAGAGUCACAACCUCAUCGAAGUGGCUGCUGAGGCACCCUCUAAGAAGUCUGGCGGGUAUUUCACCGCUCCGGCCCAGCCUGAUCCUGAUGACCAGUUCAUCAUCCCCCCGGAGCUGGAGGAGGAGGUGAAGGAAAUCAUGAAGCAACAUCAGCAGAAACAACAGAAGCCGCCUGGGCCAGAUCAGCCUGCUGACUACUUUGACACCCCGCUCUAGAAGACCAGCUACAGUCUCAUCUCUCAUCCUGCUGCAGCAUGCACAGAACCCCCCUUCCCCUGUUGCCCCCAUCACCCUGACUACAUGCACCACUGACGAAGAAAAAUCUCCAGACUUGUUUUUUUUCCCCAAACUGCCUUCUUGUUCCUGUGCGUGUUUUUCCUGCAGCUCUGCACUGGAAAAACACGCAGAUGAGCCCUUUAAAGAAACUGGACCCACAGAACAUUGAUUUUUUUUUCUUUCCGUAGACACCCUCAAAUGUGUAACCGAUACUAGUCUCUUUGCAAUAGCAUCACAUGUGUUAAUACCAUCCUACGCUUUGUUUGUUUUCUAAGAACUCACCAUAUCUUUUAAUGUGAAAGCAGUUGCUGACAGAACCUUUUUAAAAGCGACACACAUAAUCUUUUUACUAUGUGGAAUGGUGCACCAGUAAUACCACACGUAACCGUUGUAGAUUGGGCACUUAAAGAUACUGUAUUUCUUCAGUAAGUUGUGGCUCUUAGCCUGUAAAAUGGCAUAGACUUUUUUUUUUUGUAGAAACUCUGAAUACUAACUCCUAGGAGUUGCAUACUCUAUAUGGUGACUCAGUCACUUUUACUAAUCUUCUCUGAGAGAAAUGGUGAUUUUUUCCAAUGAUUGUAAAUAAGACAAAUGUUGUAUACUGAUGCUUUUAAAGGAACUGCGUACCAACAUGCCGGUGAAGGUUUUAACUAGGAGUUUGCUGUUAUGGUGGUUGAACAUGCCCCCCACUUCCCUCCAUCCUCUUUUAUACCCUUUAGACUCACAACACAUACAAUCAACAUACAGAAACACUGAUUUUUAAUCCCCUCUUUGAUUGAUUUUGAUGCCCUGUAGUCAUCACUGUAUCUUAUGAACAUUAAUAGACUGAUUUUUGCACACACACAUACAUGAACACAUGAUAUCAUCCCAGAGCCCUCCGACAGUUACCACCGGCAUGACUGUGUCGAGUUCAGUAAUACAAACAAAAAUAUAUCCACAUGGAAAAGAGACAACACAGAUGUUCCUGUCUUUGGUAUAAUAAAUUUUAAAUUUGUGAAUAUAAUUUUAAAUAUAUGACUUUUUUUUUCCAUACCAAUUUUAAUACUCACAUGCGUGUGUGUAUUUACAUUGAACGACCAGGAGGGGGAAAUCUGCUGUUACUGGAAUAGCUUCAGGAUGAUUACAUUUUUGACAAAGUCAAGUUCAGGGUUUGCCCGUCGUGUUCAUGUUCGCCAUGAUGACACUAUUCUGAUUACUGCGCUUCUUGUACUUCUUCUUCAGACACACGGCAGUGACUGUGGUAAUGACCAGCAUGGCGGCCAGUACAGACAGAGAGGAGGCCAGAGCCAGGGUGCUGUUGUCCUUGAGAGAACCUUUGUGCUCGCAGCUGUCCCCAUAGAACCACCAGUCAGCCCCCACAGCACACCUGAGAUGAGUGAACACACAAGAAUGAAGGUUGGAGAUUAUCCACAUGGCAUACAAUGAUAGCAUUUCACCUCUAGUGAAUGCAAAUCAAAGUAUUGUUAAAUCAAUCAAUUAACAAUACUUUUAUUUGAGUUAUUUGAGUUGUCAAAAUUACCUGUUAUAUGGCUAGGAAUGUUUGUUAAUUAUUGCUUUAGCACAAUUUCGAAGAUGAGGCCUACUGUGCAUGGAUGGGGUCAAGUCAUUUGUCACUUGUCUGAGUUAUCAAAUUAGGCUUAAUUCCCUCACCUGCAAACAGCUUUUCCUUGGUCCAGCACGCACAAACCGUCAUUCAGACACGUCACAUCUGUACACACAUCGGUGGUGGUGGUUGUGGAUGAAGGGGUUGGGAUUGCAGUUGGCAGAGGUUGGCUGACUGUCAGAUGAGACACAUCUAAAGAGAAAGAGGAUGUUUUUCAAUGGGAUUCAAAUGAAGAAAUAAUUUCAUAAAAAGAUGUCAGAUGUCAUGUGAUGAAAGAUUGAUGAAUCAUUGGUGUGGAUGAGGCAAACAUCUAUAAGUGAGAGGCUGGAGGAAUACUAAUAUGGAAUGAUACUAGUACUCAUAUGAGUCGAUAAUGGCCUUAAACUGUAUGGAUAAACAUACUGAGAUGCACAUUUUUAAUCAAUUCUCAAUCAGUUGGCCGUGGGCUGUUAUUCUUCAUCUUACGACCGUAAAGCGGGGCUCUCCUAGGAGGCACAGCAUCUUGAGAAAAAUGUAAGUAAAGCAUAUUUUUAAAACCUGCCAAGCUAUCUUAAGUUAACAAAUUGAUGUGUGCUAUAUAGCAUAGUAUUAUAAUAAUAUAGGACAGGGGUCACCAACGUUUUUCCUUGUGAGAGCUACUUUUACAAAAUGAAAAUGGCCAAGAGCUACUCAUUUUUGUAACAUUUAUUUUCAGAGCUUAUUUUAAACCUAAACUAAGCGAAUAUGCUUGUUUUACCAGAACAUUAACAAAAUGCUGGUGUCCACAACUCACAUUUUGUAUUUCAGAAUGCAUUUCUUUCUACUGUUUUUUCAUUAUUAACUGAAAACCUGAAUGAAAAGCAGGCUUGCAGGCACCUCAUGUGGUCGUGGGGGGCUAGCUGGUGCCCGCGGGCACCACGUUGGUGACUCCUGAUAUAGGAUAUAGUAUUAUAAUAUUUACAUUUUAUACACAAUAUGUUAGCAUAUUUUUUGUGUUAAGCUUUAUUAUAAUAACAUAGUAAUAAAUUCAGAAUAAAUAAUAUGUAUACCCCUAUAGGCAAUAAUUAAUUCCGGUAUACAUAUUCCCCGGCAAAUGUCCAACUACAGCUGGUCAUCGGGUUACGAAGUUCCAUUCCUACGAUCCUACAAUGCAAGUCGAAUAUUAUUAUCUUAACAGCGUAAAUCGAGGAGCACCUGUAUUCUUCCAACUUUGUGGGAACGGUUUGGGGAAGGCUCUUUUUUUUGUUCCCAGUUCCCAGGCCCAGUUGUCCCAAUACUGUGUCCAUACAGUGUAUAUUACUUUCCAACUUUGUGGGAACGGUUUGGGGAAGGCUCUUUUUUUUGUUCCCAGUUCCCAGGCCCAGUUGUCCCAAUACUGUGUCCAUACAGUGUAUAUUACUAUAACUGUGUAAAUUGGUGCUUUUACCCUCCAUGCUGAGGAGAAAGAUGGCGUCCCCUCCCUUGAUAAAAUCCCUGCUCUUUGCUCUCAGGUGGGUGAGGUACACCGCAGUACCAGAGCCGGGUCCACGGAAAUACUUGGACCCAUCUGUAUCUGUCACCUCAACGCCCACCUUGCGAGGGUCGUCCCAGAAGAGCUUGUUGGAGCCUGAUGGACAGGGUGAAUGAAUGAAGUCACCAAUAUAGAACCAAUAGAUUGGUUCAAUAUGUAAGCAAUGGGAACCUGUGGUCUUCUUGGGAUCUGUGGUGACGCUGCGCUGGUUGGACAUGCGCUUCUGGAUGUGCGGGUGCUGGUCCAUGAGCAUCAUGGUGAUUUGUUUCCAGGGGCAAGGCCAGGUCUGCCCGAUGUCCCCUGCCCGGGCCACCAGAUUAGCGUAGGCUGACAGCUGCCCCGUGUAGUCGGUUUUACCGCUGGGAUAGAGUUUCAUCUGGAAGGUGUAGCCCUCCUUGGAGGUGAAAGGCGGGCUGAAGAUGGCCUUGUUAAUGGGGGUGUUGUCCAUGACGUGGCUGAAGUUCUUUACGCGCCAUACGAACUCUGGACAUUUUGUCUCUGAGAUGUUGAUGUCAUCCAGAGAGAGUCCACCUGAUGAUGGGCCUGUGCCUUCUUUGGUGCCCUGAAAGACUACACGGAAUUUCUUUGUGACGUCCAGGCUGAUGUGGUGCAGCUGCCACAGGUUCUGAGGGGGUCCUGUUCCAUCACAUAACACACUUUGUUGCUAAGCAUGUGGACACAUGUUAUGCACAUGUAACACUGAGUGAUACCGACCAUCAAUGGUGGUGAUGAAGCGCAGUUUCCCGGCAGGGUUGGCGCUAUCAUACUCUCGAACAGAGAUGUUCAGCUUGUCCUCGGGGCCGCCACUGUUGUAGAAGAAGAACUGCAGACAUUGGUAACCUCUUUUGGGGUACAGCAUUCUGCUCUCAAGGUGGGCCGUGUCUCCAAUGUUAGAUGCGCUUGUGUUGAAGUGCAUGAAAUAGCCGGAGCCUAAAAACACACGCUUUUUACUGUCACAUAACCAAUAAUGCUUCCUUCUCCAAUAAAGAGCUAAUUUUAACGUUUGUUAUUGUGGUUGUUUGGAACUGUACAUCCUCGUUACCACAGGUGUGGACUUUGACUUGACGACUCAGACUUUGACAUCAAUCAAUUGGGACUUGAAAAUACUUGAGGUUUUAAGUGAAUGUGUUAAGUAAAAUGUGUCCCCAUUCAGUGUAUUCAGCUAACGUGAUAGUUGAAUCGUUGAUCGUUCCUUGUCAUUUUCCCUUUGAAUCUGCCUCAUUGAAUGCAUCUUUUAACAUCCAAUCGUUUGUUUAAGAACAAACAACGAUUGUGCAGAUUACAUUUCUGUGCACUGACUAAAUCCUGAAUGCUAUGUCAGGACUCAUUUUUUUUCUGUGACUAAAAGACUUCAAAACAAUUCAAAAUGCAUUCAUUGUAUUUGUCAAAUUUAAUAGAUUGUUACAUUGGUAAAAUGGCAUUUUAUUUUGGAGGCACUAAACAGUGCUUAUUUCUUGUAAGGACGUGAAAAUGUCAAGUCUAUGACUUUGGACUUGAUUCGACCUUUCUUGUCUUGACUUGAGACUUGACUCGAGACUUUAGACAUGCAAAGCACUGACUUGGUCCCACCUUUGCUUAUUACGAAAUGCAUUUUUUGUAACCAAAAUACUAUAAACAUUUCACAUAUUACUAUAACCACAAUAACAAACAUAAGUGGUUCCCAUAAAUUCAAAUUUAUUUGUGGAAACUCGCCACAAAUAAAUUUGGACUGCUACAAGUUUGCAUGUUCUCCCCGUGCGUGUGUGGGUUUUAUCCCACUGUUUUCCUCCCACAUUCCAAAAACAUGCAUGUUAGGUUAAUUGGCGACUCUAAAAUUGUCCAUAGGUGUGAAUGUCAGUGUGAAUGGUUGUUUGUCUAUAUGUGCCCUGCGAUUGGCUGGCGACCAGCCCAAAGUCAGCUGGGAUAGGCUCCAGCGUACCCCCACAACCCUAAUGAGGGGAAGCGGCAUAGAAAAUGGAUGAAUGGAUGGAUGGAUAUGUUAGUGGAGCUUGUUGUUCCAACUUCGUACAGUAGUUGGCAUUGUUACUCUGCUUCUCGACACACCUCAUACGCACCUGGUCCGCCAGAGAAUAACAAAACGUCACACGAGGGAUCAGUGUUACCAACUUCUACCAAUAUUUAUUGCUAUACACUAAGUCCCCUACUAACGAACAUCCGAAGUGCGAACACUCGUAGAUACGAACACAAGAAGACUGGUCUAUUUUUUUCAUGAUUUUUUUCUAAAAUUGCCAUAUUUUGUCAUUUACAUUUUUUUGAAAUACAAAGGCGCUAUUUUUGUAUUGCGCACCAUUCCGCCGCUACGAAUGGUGGGUGGCAGCAUCCCUCUCGCGCAAUCUUUCUCAGUUCGUCUGCACUUGUCGCUGAUAACAUCUUGGAGCACGCCGUUUGUAGGAAACAUUGGCAGGAAACGUCAAGCAAUUUCUAUGGAAACGAAGGUGGCCAUCAUCAGGAAGUUGGACGGUGGCGAGAAACUGGCUAAUGUAGCGCGUGCUUAUGAAGUGAAUCGCUCAACCAUAGGAACAAUUUACAAAGGCAAGGUUCGAAUUAUGGAACAUGUGAAGACUUCUGUACCAAUGGCAUCCACUAUCAUUACAAAGAGGAGUCUAACGACGAUGAAGAUUUGUCCUUUCUUCAAUAAUUCCUCCUCCCGCUCCACCACUACCACCAACGAUGUAUGCUCGACCACUGCUCUUCAAAGGUAAAUAACAUUUAUCAUUACAUAUUAUUAUAUCAUUUUUAUUAUUGUUUUUUUCAUUAAUUAUCCUCGUUUAAUAUUACUACUGCAUCCAAACUCAUAUUUACAUACAUACGCAUAUAUGUAUAUGUAUACACGUACAUGUAGUACCUAUAUCAUUGGUAAUAUUACCUUUUCCCCUACUUAAGAACGAUCCGACUUAAGAACGGUUGUCUGGAACCAAUUGUGUUCGUUAGUUGGGGACUUAGUGUAUUUGGCAAAUGUAGCAACUUUCUCUGGUUUUACUCGGCCGCGUAUCGCUCUUUUGUGCCGCUCCCCUCCCUCUCAAAGCACUCACAGGUUGCUCCAUCUUGCUUGUUUUCUAUUUUUGUACACAUUUGUUUUGUUUUCAUGUCUUUUGGUCACUAUUUGUCUCACACGCACAUGCCAAUUAUGCAAAGCACCACAAAUAGGUUGCAGUCCUGUGGGAAACACUGCACAUAGUUACAUUUAUACCUUAUAUUAAUUGCAUUGUCAUCUUUGUAAAGGCAGAAUAGUUGAAACUGGUCUUGUAUUAGCCCUCAUUUGACUGUGCAUGUGUACCCAUUCAAGUGUCCAGUGUGUUUAUAAUCACUGAUCUUGCCUCUCACCAGUGCAUUUGCCCAUGUUAGAGUAAUCUGUGUCGGGCCCGCCUGCCGCUGUGGCCACCCUGUUCCAGUCGGCCGAGUCCCCUGGUCCUUGGAUCAUCCCGCAGAUGUUCUCACGUUCAAAAUCACAUGAGUCCAGAAAAGUGGAUCCUUGAGCUGGAAGACAUGCAACCUUUAAACGGCUAUAAAGUGUUUUUUUAUAUGCAGCAUGUUGUAAAGGCGGCUGAGCUUAAGCAAGUCGUUGUCGCUGAACUCCAUCCUCUGGCCAAUGACGUCGCUGAAGGCAGCGAUCUUGGUGACGAUGGUGGGCUCGGAACCAUUGCUGAAGGCCGUCUUGCUGUAGUGCAUCAUGGAGC
Dunckerocampus dactyliophorus (ringed pipefish) is the source of this 12427-nucleotide messenger RNA. It is a transcript of the gene phlpp1, whose product is annotated as PH domain and leucine rich repeat protein phosphatase 1. Gene Ontology annotation, molecular function: protein binding. The transcript is spliced from 18 exons. Lineage: Eukaryota; Metazoa; Chordata; Actinopteri; Syngnathiformes; Syngnathidae. The coding region runs from base 364 to 5598 and encodes 1744 amino acids. The record is from RefSeq and is a predicted model, not a curated record.